AUGGAUUGCCUGAAGAACAACUUCGUCAAAGGCCAGCUCUUGGAUGGUCGUUUUAGGACCGUGGCUCCCUUGAACCAUGGAUCCUUUGGUAUGGUCUUUCUCGCUACAGAUACCAAGACCGGUCAAGAUGUGGCCAUCAAGUGUUUGACCAAGGCACCAUCCGAUGAUCCAUGGGCUCCAUCUGCGAUCGACGAUCGUUUUGAAGAGCUCUAUUGUCACAAGCGCCUUGCCCACCAUCCGAAUAUCGUGAAUCUUAUUCACUCAUUCGAGACGGAGGCCCAUUUGUACCUCGUUCUGGAGUACUGCGCCAACGGCGAUCUUUAUGAAGCAAUUCGGCUCAACCGCGGUCCCUUGGAGACAGAGCAUGUUCGCGAUUUCAUGCUGCAGCUGGUUAGUGCUGUUGAGUUCCUUCACUCGAAUGGCAUGUACCACCGUGACAUCAAACCGGAGAACAUCUUCUUGACGCAUGACGGUACGAUGAAGCUCGGUGACUUUGGUUUGGCAACUCGUGCUGCUUGGUGUCAUGAAGCGUGCGUUGGAAGCGACCGCUACAUGGCCCCCGAACAGUACGACCCGGGUGCUAAUGGCUAUUCGCCUGCCAAGGCUGAUAUCUGGGCGAUUGGCAUCUGCUUGCUGAAUGUCCUCUUCGCUCGGAAUCCCUUUGCAACCCCCACGGAAUCGGACAUCCUCUUCGCGGAUUACGUUCGUGACCGCCAGUCUCUCUUCGACAUCUUCACCAACAUGUCCCAGGAUACUUUCGAAAUCCUGAGAAUUGCCUUGGCCAUCGAUCCGGAGAAACGCUCGCUCGCUGGUGUCCGUGAUGCCCUCGUACGGGCGGUUUCCUUCACUACCGACGAGGAGGUAUUGGACGACUUCUGCACUGAUGACCGCGAGGUUGUUCCUGCAAGCGCCAACCGCGAACCUCUCCGAACCCCAUCCGUCCAAACCACAUCUGCACACCAAGGCGAUUCUUUCCCCUGGGCCAAAGCUUUGCAAUCCAGCCCGCCACAAGCCAUCCGCCAGCUGUCUGCUAUCCCCGACAACGAGAGCUACUCCGAAGACCUCUUCCCUGCCUCGGAAACGGCUGGUACUUCCUGGUUCUCCGUUCAUCAGGGCACCCCAUCUAUGGCAUCCGUUCUCGACUCCGCCUUGGGUGAAUCUUUCAAGUCUACUGCAUUCCGCCCGACUGCCCCUAGGUACCCACCUCCUUCGGAUCCUGUGCCAAUCACAGGUUCUCUUCCGAGCCAUGCAGCCAAACCAGUACCUUCUCUGUCCAUGGUGUUUGGGCGGAACAAGGGCGACCAGAUUUCCAAGAGCUGGAGCGACCUUUGGGAUGAGGAUGAGGAAUUCGAACAUGAGGACGUCGUCUUCCAAGAGAGGCAUGAGGCGAACUCGCGUAGCUGGAGCCAUGAGAGCAGCGGCAUGGAUGUUCCUACUCCCGCGACUGGGCUUCAUGAGCCCAAGUCGUCCUCGCUUCUCAAUGCUCGUUCGUCUGCGCAACAGACGCCUUCCACCAAGCCCGUCGACAUCACGGCCAAGUCACCUCUCGCCGAUGUUGGUACUCCUUCUGUGAAUUCAGCUCCUCGCUUCUCGCAAAGCUCACCCAAGAAGUCGAAUCUGGACAAGUGGGCCGCGCUAGGCGACAGAAGAAGAAAUUACAAACCUACGGAAAGAUCAUUCGGCCAGCCGAAGUCUUCAAACAGCAUGAGCUGGCGAAAGGAUUGGGGCCUUGGCUCGUCCGGAUUCGACUACGGAUCUUGGGCCAAGAAAGAUAAUCUCGCGCAUCAGGACCGUCGCCGCCGCCCGUUCCAGGAGAAGAGUAAGCGCCGCGAUGCCGUGGAAUCUCCAAAGGCUGUCAAACCUUUCACUCCCAGCGGUUACGAUGGAAGCAUUGACGAAGAUCUUGAUCUUGUGGGUGGCUGGCACGACCUUCACCUCUAA
Aspergillus lentulus is the source of this 1941-nucleotide messenger RNA. Its product is annotated as putative serine/threonine protein kinase. Gene Ontology annotation, biological process: protein phosphorylation. Gene Ontology annotation, cellular component: nucleus. NCBI's taxonomy places the organism in Eukaryota, Fungi, Ascomycota, Eurotiomycetes, Eurotiales, Aspergillaceae. The record is from RefSeq and is a predicted model, not a curated record. Gene Ontology annotation, molecular function: protein kinase activity; ATP binding.